This is a messenger RNA of Haliotis rufescens (red abalone), 543 nucleotides long. RefSeq lists its product as uncharacterized. The transcript is spliced from 2 exons. The coding region runs from base 1 to 543 and encodes 180 amino acids. The record is from RefSeq and is a predicted model, not a curated record. Lineage: Eukaryota; Metazoa; Mollusca; Gastropoda; Lepetellida; Haliotidae.
AUGAAGGCUCCUACAAGGAAAGACAUGGGUCUACAGAGUGUGACAAAGGCUUACAGAGUGAUGAAUGUGCCAAGGAGAGAGGAAUGUGCCAAGGGUCUUUGGAGUGAUGAAUGUGCCAAGGGUCUGUGGAGUGAUGAAUGUGCCAAGGAUCUGUGGAGUGAUGAAUGUGCCAAGGGUCUGUGGAGUGAUGAAUGUGCCAAGGAUCUGUGGAGUGAUGAAUGUGCCAAGGGUCUGUGGAGUGAUGAAUGUGCCAAGGAUCUACAGAGUGAUGAAUGUGCCAAAGAUCUACAGAGUGAUGAAUGUGCCAAUGGUCUGUGGAGUGGUGAAUGUGCCAAGGGUCUGUGGCGUGAUGGAUGUGCCAAGGGUCUGUGGAGUGGUGAAUGUGCCAAGGGUCUGUGGCGUGAUGGAUGUGCCAAGGGUCUGUGGAGUGAUGGAUGUGCCAAGGGUCUGUGGAGUGGUGAAUGUGCCAAGGGUCUGUGGAGUGAUGGAUGUGCCAAGGGUCUGUGGAGUGAUGGAUGUGCCAAGGGUCUGUGGAGUGAUUAA